Molecule: messenger RNA, 1737 nt
Organism: Aspergillus uvarum CBS 121591
Lineage: Eukaryota; Fungi; Ascomycota; Eurotiomycetes; Eurotiales; Aspergillaceae
Exons: 3
Coding region: 196-1431 (411 amino acids)
Source: RefSeq, a predicted model, not a curated record
CGCCUCGCAAACACCCUUUCCCCCCAUCCUGGCUGUUCGUCAUGUCCGCGUCUAGAACCACUUCUACUGCUGGACAGCCAUCUCUUGCUCCAGACUCGUCGCUGGCAAGGGUCUUCGAAUUCGACACUUCGACAAAUUCGCCCCGAUCCGGUCUAUCGCCUUUGAAUGCGUUGUUGUGACUCGUAAGCCGCCGCCAUGUUGGCUCUUCGCGACCAAGAGAACCUGGUGCAUAGCCAUCAAACGGUCGCCGCAUCAAAACCCUUGAAUCAGGGCUUGAGACACCUACAGCCGAAGACGCCCGGAACGCGAGCACCCAAAACGCCAUUCAAGAUCCCAUUGAACGACGAAAAUGAUCCCCUGGCUUUCGGCAAAAAGACUGCGAAGGGAGCAGGUAAACAGAAGGAAAGCAUCAAAGAUGCCUUUAUGACCCCACUAGCUGACCCCCGUCAACGCGCCCCCUUGGGCAUGAAAACCACCAAUGCCAAAGCUAGAGGCCUACAGACCCCCGCGCCUCCCGGAGGGACCGCGAAGCCAGAGAAGACUCUCAAAAGGGGCUCGACGCAGAGGGUGAAGAAGUUCUCCCCCUUCAUCGAACAGGCGCAGCCAGAAACACAAACCAAGCACGUGCAGGAUGACGUUCCCGACAUUGAGUAUAUGCCGCCUAAGCCUCAAGAUCUUCCGGACUACCCUGAUGAAGUUACCUACGAUACCACGUUCCCUCAGUUUCAAGGGAGGAACCUUGCCCGCGGGUUGGAGAGCGUGUAUGGGGCUGAUAAUGAGAUCGGACCUGAUGGAUUGACUAGAAGAGAGCGCAAAUUCCAGAAAGACUCAGCAGCCUGUGACAAACUGAUCGAUGAUCUGAUCCUGAAGCAGGUUGAGAGCAUCGAUUUCGAAGAGCCGUCUGAAACAGAACAACUGGAGAAGCCUGCUGUGGAAGAGACGGUGAAACGCCGUGUCGGGACCCGCCGUACCAGAGCGACUGCGGGUCUCACCAAAAGCACCAGCAAUGUUUCCACCGUACGUGCUCGUGAUGCCGCUACCGCCCUCUCUGGGACAUACCGAUCGGUUCCCCGCACCCGAUCAGCUACUUUGGCCAAACCAAGAACAAGAAUGGCCACGUCCUUGUUCUCUACAAAAACGCCCCGAGCCCCAGACAACCCGCCAAGCAUGCAUCGCACCGCAGCUGAAGCCAAUUCCAGAACAACUCUGGGGUAUACUCGAGGCCGCGAGGUAUCAUCUAAGAUGAGUAGCAGAACAGCUACCCCGGUCGAGCAAGACACGGCUCCGAAGGGCAUUUUAUCUCCAGAAACUUACUUGCAUCCUUCUGGCAUGUUGUCUUUGACCGAUGGACUUCCCGUCUUGGUUGCUGAAGAGGAUCUCCCAGUUUAUGAUGAAGAUGUGGAAGCUCAGGAUUUUCAAUUGACGCUGUGAGAACGGAUUAGCAUAAGGGAACAAAGGCCUACAUCCCAUGGAGAGGCUUCGGUGUCUGGGCGGGUUAAUUAUUGUUUUGGUGGGUACACGGUGUUUCAGAUGGUGCUUGCUUUUGGUCCGUCUGCUUUUUACUCCUCUGUGGUUGAUGUGAUUCUAUUGUUCAACAAACCAUGGUGGGCAAGCAAUCCAGGUGCAGAUCGCAGCGUGGAAGGUUUCCCGGGGCGUUUUGUAUGAAGUGAUUUGAUGAUUAUGAUUACAUGCAGCAUCUAGCUUAUGAGACUUUUUUAUGACGCGGGGAAAGGGGAG